UGUUGUUAGAGAAAGUUCAGGUGUGCUUAGCACCAAUCGAGGGGCCGAAUUGAUGCGACUGCAACACAACAGCCCUUGUACCAUAGGUGAUAAUGUACUAGGGCUCAAGCGAAUAGGCAAUAGUAACGCUAAGCACAGCAACGUUUAUAAGCCAAUGUCGUCUUCCCUAGGCUGAGUAAUUUAACAGACCAGUUCGUACGGUGAUUUAAAAAAAAAAAUGUCUACAUCAUCCGCCGCAUCCUCCGAUGAUAUCCAGCCGUCACUCAGACCCUCCGAUGUCAAUGACCACGAUGAGAUGAUGGAAGUUGAAGACGAGGUUGAUGAUUCAUCUGAUUCACCAAAUGAUCUUAGUAAAGAAAUGGAGUCAGAGGGGCAUAGCAGCCACUUGGGAUCAGGUUUGUCUCAAGAAAAAUCUAGGUUGAGGCUACCAUCUGAUGUCCCUGCUGUAGAAGAGAGUAAAGGCAAUUCCAGAAUUUCAUAUUCUCCAAAUAAGCCAUUCAAAAGACGAAAAGAGGGGUCAUAUGAGACCUGUGAGGGAUCUAAGCAUCCAAAAUCAGGGAAAUAUUUGGCUUUGGAUAAGGACAAUAGGAGUCAAGAAUCUGAGAUAUCUAAGAAAGAUAUAGGAGCUGUUCAAAAAGUGAAAACCCCAGAAGAUUAUGAAAUGCAUACUGAUUGUGAAGCUCGUUUUUGUGAAACUAAGAUUAUGGAUGCUGAGACCACCAGUCCUUUUAGUGUUGCUAGAAAAAAUGUGGCUGCAGCCACUCUGAUAAGAGAUUGCCUUGGUAAAGGGCCUUCUGAGGAAGAAAAUAAGCAAAUGGACAAGCAUUCAGGAGAUGAUAUGCCGAGGAUGGCAUCCAGGUAUUCCAGAUCGGCCUCUCCUGCUGGAAGGACUACUAGUUUGCCCCCUGGUGCUGAGAUUAAGGAUGCAGACAAACGCCCAGCAGUUAUCUGUGACUUCUUUACUAAAGGGUGGUGCAUUAAAGGGAAUUCAUGUAGGUUUAUUCAUUUGAAAGAUGAUGCGAAUAAUACUAGCCAACAACCUAAGGAAGAUGCAGCUGCUGCAGCUGUGAGAACAGAUGCUCAGUCUGAUGAAGAAAGGAUCCUGGCACAAGAACUGGGAGAAAGCAAAGGAAUGCCUCAGUUACAGGAAAAUCAUAGAUUUUCAUCACUGCAAAGAGAGAAUAUUUCUUUGGGAAAUAAUCCUUCUUCCCAGCGAUUUGCUUCAACCCGGAAUGAUGUUGGGCUUAUCUCAUCAUUUAAGGAUGUAGGAAGAGAGGGUUUGAGACAAAAUUGGUCUGUUGAUGAUUAUGGAAACCAUGUAUCAUUGUUAAGUGGAGGCAGUUCUCCUAUGUUCAGGAACAGCUUACUUCCUGAGUAUAGAUCUUCUCCAAGCAUGUGUCAUAAUAAUUAUUCUUCACUGAGUCAUCCUUUGAAUUCGAGCUUGAUAACUUCUGGUCCAACUGGUGGCAAUUUUCCAUCCCAUGUUUCAUUUCUGCCUUCUAAUUCUUCCUCUUUGAAUGCAAGUCCUCUCGGUGCUCAAAAGCUGUUUGAGUGUGAUAGACAAUGCCAUACUUCUAGAUCGUCUUUGUUGCUUAAAAGUUCUUCCCCCUUUUCUGGUUCUGAACCAGAAAAACCACUGCUCUCUGCUGAUUAUAAAACAAAAAUAUCGUCCAAUGAUUGGGAACCAUCUGUACCUUUUCGACCAUCCUUUUUUAUUGAUCCUACAAUUAUAUCUUCUCCAGGAAGUCAGUAUGACCCGCUUCGCGAUAGCUUUGAUUCAUAUAAGAUAGGAGACGCAUCACUUAAAGUUUCUAUCUCUAGGACUGUUCUCCCAGACUGCGUUGGUGAUAAAAGUUCUGUAUCUUCUCAAGGUGGAUUCCAGGAUAAUUUGUUGAACAAGAAUUGCCAUACACCUGGAAAAGAUUCCCAGACAGGGGAAGAAGAGGCAGUGGGGACUUCUGUUGAUAUGCAAAAUGUGACCAUGCGCAAAGAAGAUGACUCUUCUGUUUCCACUUGCGUAAAAGAUAUAUCAAAGUUUAAAAAACUUGAUAAAAGUCAUGAUAUUAGACAUCAAAAGGAUGGUUCUAGACUCAAUAAGGACUCGAGAGCGGAAAGAAUGAGGCAAAAAAAUGAAAUGGAUUCAAAUGGGGAUGUGGAAAAGGAAUCAAAAGCAAUGAGGCAUUUCCGUUCGGGUCUUGUAGAUUUUGUUAAAGAAUUAUUGAAACCAACUUGGCGAGAGGGUAAGCUCACCAAGGAUGCUCAUAACAGAAUAGUCAAAAGAGCAGUUGACAAGGUUCUCCAUGCCUUACAGCCCCACCAAAUUCCAACCACAAUGGAAUCAGUUAAGCAUUAUCUUUCUUCAUCCCGGCCAAAAAUUGCAAAGCUUAUAGAGGGAUAUGUUGAUAAAUAUGGAAAGUCUUGAGAUGCCAGCCCAUUUUUGUCUUUUGUACAGUUUCGUACUCGUUCUAGCAAAUAUCCUUCCUGGUCACUUAAGUUCAUUGUACUAUUGUGAUUCCUUGUUGAACUGAAAUGAUAAAAAGAUUUCAUCUAUGCUUCCAAAGUUUGUGUACAAUGGAUCUUGUGUUGUGAUAUUCAUCAUAGGCAUCAGUCCCAGAAUGAGCCUGGAUGUGAAUUUGCAUCUUUGAAAUUCCAUUUUGGCAAAUGGGAUUUUCAAGUUGCUAAAACUUCUCAACUUGUUGCCAAGAAGCCGGCACAGUGCCCAAGUCCUUUAAGGCCAAACAUCAAUAUGAGCUUUGUAGUUUUUCUAUGAUAUUUUUAAACCUACAUUAUUCUAAAUUUAUGGUUCAGGAAUUGAGUGACAAUAAUGCAGCAAUUUCAAACAUAAGUGAUGUUUGCUCUUGUUUACAGUC
Molecule: messenger RNA, 2870 nt
Organism: Mangifera indica (mango)
Lineage: Eukaryota; Viridiplantae; Streptophyta; Magnoliopsida; Sapindales; Anacardiaceae
Product: protein FRIGIDA-ESSENTIAL 1
Exons: 5
Coding region: 218-2422 (734 amino acids)
Molecular function (GO): metal ion binding
Source: RefSeq, a predicted model, not a curated record